Microplitis demolitor is the source of this 2291-nucleotide messenger RNA. Its product is annotated as major heat shock 70 kDa protein Ab-like. Gene Ontology annotation, molecular function: heat shock protein binding; ATP hydrolysis activity; misfolded protein binding. Bases 120 to 2036 code for a protein of 638 amino acids. Gene Ontology annotation, biological process: cellular response to unfolded protein; protein refolding. Gene Ontology annotation, cellular component: cytoplasm. The record is from RefSeq and is a predicted model, not a curated record. The transcript has a single exon. NCBI's taxonomy places the organism in Eukaryota, Metazoa, Arthropoda, Insecta, Hymenoptera, Braconidae.
UGAUGAUUGGCGGCAAGAGUAUAAAACCAGUCGCUGCAACUGAGAGCAGUAAUAAGUUUACAAAAGUAAAGCAAACUAAUAAGACGUAUAGUGAGGAGUUAUAAGUUAAAUAAUUAAUAAUGCCUGCAAUUGGUAUUGAUCUUGGAACUACAUACUCCUGUGUUGGAGUAUGGCAACAAGGAAAAGUUGAAAUUAUCGCCAACGAUCAAGGAAACAGAACAACACCUAGUUAUGUUGCGUUUACGGACACCGAGCGACUAAUUGGAGAUGCAGCCAAGAACCAGGUAGCGAUGAAUCCAUCAAACACAGUCUUCGACGCGAAACGACUUAUCGGUAGAAAAUUCGACGAUCCAAAAGUUCAAAGUGACAUGAAGCACUGGCCUUUCAAGGUUGUCAGUGAGGGAGGUAAACCAAAAAUCCAAGUUGAAUUUCGCGGUGAAGUUAAAAAAUUUAAUCCAGAAGAAAUAAGUUCAAUGGUCCUUACAAAAAUGAAGGAAACUGCCGAGGCUUAUCUUGGACAGAAAGUUAAGGAUGCAGUCAUCACAGUACCAGCAUAUUUCAAUGAUUCUCAACGUCAAGCCACCAAAGAUGCAGGUGCGAUCGCUGGACUUAAUGUUCUCAGGAUCAUAAAUGAACCAACAGCUGCUGCGCUUGCUUACGGUUUAGACAAGAACCUGAAAAAUGAAAAAAAUGUCUUAAUAUUUGAUCUUGGUGGUGGUACCUUUGACGUUUCCAUCCUGUCAAUCGACGAAGGUUCAUUAUUCGAGGUAAAGUCAACAGCUGGUGACACGCAUCUUGGUGGGGAAGACUUUGAUUCAAGAUUGGUAGACCAUCUGUGCAAAGAGUUUGAGAGGAAAUUCCGAAAGGAUCUCAAAACAAAUGCAAGAGCAUUAAGACGAUUGAGAACAGCUGCAGAACGUGCCAAACGUACACUGUCAUCCAGUACCGAAGCAACCAUCGAAAUCGAUGCUCUAUUUGAGGGCAUCGACUUUUAUACUAAAGUCUCAAGGGCACGAUUUGAAGAACUUUGUGCUGAUCUCUUUAGAUCAACUUUGGAGCCUGUAGAAAAAGCACUAGCUGACGCUAAGCUUGAUAAAAGAUCUAUUCACGACGUCGUCCUUGUGGGAGGUUCUACUCGCAUUCCAAAAAUCCAAUCGAUGCUCCAGAACUAUUUCUGUGGUAAACAACUUAAUUUAUCUAUUAAUCCUGAUGAGGCAGUGGCUUAUGGCGCAGCAGUGCAAGCAGCCAUCUUAACUGGUGAGGGUAACAAGAACUCGGUCCUCCAGGACGUUCUUCUUGUGGAUGUUGCUCCACUAUCUCUGGGUAUCGAGACCGCAGGUGGUAUGAUGACCAAAAUUAUUGAGCGCAAUGCUCGUAUUCCUUGCAAACAGUCGCAGACAUUUACCACAUACGCCGACAAUCAACCCGGCGUAAGUAUUCAAGUCUAUGAAGGGGAACGAGCAAUGACCAAGGACAACAAUAUGCUUGGUAAAUUUGAAUUGAGUGGAAUAGCACCUGCUCCACGUGGUGUACCUAAAAUCGAUGUCACCUUCGAUAUGGAUGCGAAUGGAAUUCUGCAUGUAACAGCCAAAGACACUGCCAGUGGUCGUAGCAAUGAUGUCCGUAUUACCAAUGACAAGGGACGUCUUUCACGUGAGGAGAUUGACCGCAUGCUCGCUGAAGCCGAACGUUAUCGCGAGCAAGAUCAACAGCAACGGGACAAAGUCGUAGCUCGCAACCAACUUGAAAGCUACUUGUUUUCAAUCAAGCAAGCGAUCCAGGAAAGUGGAUCUCGCUUAAAUCAAGCUGACAAAGAUCAUUGUCUUCAACUAUGUGACGAAACCAUCCAAUGGUUAGACAACAACACUUUAGCAGAUCAAGAUGAGUAUAAACAUAAAUUGGAUGAGCUACAAAAACAAUGUUCACCUAUUAUGACUAAACUUCAUCAAAGUGGUAACGCCGCGCAGGAUUGUGGAGCACAGUAUCGCCAAGCUGGUAAUAAUUACUCCGGGCCAACAGUUGAAGAAGUCGAUUAAACAUUUUUACAUCUCCAAAAUGAAACAAAUUAAAUAGACAAAAAUGUGAUUAAAUAAUAACAUAAAAGACUGAUAAUUAGAUGAAUGUGAUUGCAAGUCAACAUUUGUUUUUGAUUAUAUUUAUAAUUUUUUAAUGAAAAGUAUUAUAGUUAGUAAUUUAUGGUACUAAACGUUUACUUGUCAUUGUAUUUAUAUCAGUUAAUUAAUGUAAAUAGAAAGUUAAUAAUAAAAUAAUUUAUUCAUGUUUUUCAUCAA